AUGGUCCGGCCGCCGGACAAUCUCGGAACAUGCCGAGACGGCGCAGGAGGAGAGGACAAGGUCUCUCGGGUCCCGGAGCUCGGAUUCUCCCGACGGCUCGAGUUUUCUCUCGAGCGUCAAGGUAGCGUCCCGGGCGGCCGGAUCCCCAUCACAUAUCACAUUCCCGACCUUCUGGUCAUGGUCCGGAGUAACCCGUAUCGUAGAUGA
Molecule: messenger RNA, 207 nt
Organism: Colletotrichum spaethianum
Lineage: Eukaryota; Fungi; Ascomycota; Sordariomycetes; Glomerellales; Glomerellaceae
Exons: 1
Coding region: 1-207 (68 amino acids)
Source: RefSeq, a predicted model, not a curated record